Molecule: messenger RNA, 180 nt
Organism: Verruconis gallopava
Lineage: Eukaryota; Fungi; Ascomycota; Dothideomycetes; Venturiales; Sympoventuriaceae
Exons: 2
Coding region: 1-180 (59 amino acids)
Source: RefSeq, a predicted model, not a curated record
AUGGCUGACCUGGCGUUAACAUAUGUAGAUCAAGGGUGGUGGAAAGAGGCUGAAGAGCUGCAAGUGCACAUCAAGGACAUGACUGAGUUUAAUGGGGCUGGAUUUAGACGAGGACACGAAACGAAUUGGUGCGGAGAGCUGCUACAGGAAUUUGCACGAGAUGCUCCCUUCAAGUUGUAA